Messenger RNA from Erythranthe guttata (spotted monkey flower), 1869 nucleotides. The record is from RefSeq and is a predicted model, not a curated record. NCBI's taxonomy places the organism in Eukaryota, Viridiplantae, Streptophyta, Magnoliopsida, Lamiales, Phrymaceae.
AUGAAUUCAAAUGUUUCCGAAGGUGAUGAUAUUCGAAGGACAAGCGAUGAAGAAAUUAACAGCAAAUCGGAUAACGACAACUCAAUUGGAGACCAACGGCCCAGACGAAAACAUUAUCACCGCCACACUUCGCGACAGAUACAAGAAAUGGAAGCGUUUUUCAAGGAAUGCCCACAUCCGGAUGACAGGCAAAGAAAAGAACUUAGUCGUGAACUAGGUUUGGAACCAAUGCAAAUCAAGUUUUGGUUCCAAAACAAACGCACACAGAUGAAGGCGCAACAUGAGCAUCAAGAGAACACCAAUCUCCGAAACGAAAACGAAAAGCUGCGUGCCGAAAAUAUGAGGUACAAAGAAGUACUAAGCAACGCAUCUUGCUCGACGUGUUGCGGCCCUACUCCUAUACGAGAAACAUCCUUUCAAGAACAACAACUGGUAAUAGAAAAUGCGCGAUUAAGACAAGAGAUUGACCACAUUUCUGCUAUAACAUCAAAGUACUUGGGCAAGCCCGUGACAUGCAUGACGGAUAAUCCAUCUUCUUCGUCAGCUCGUCGUUUGGUGUCUUUUGGAACUUCAAAGAAAAAUGGAAGAAGUAUUGAUAUUGCUAUUGCAGCCAUGGAAGAGCUCGUUAGAGUAGCUCGAUUGGGUGAGCCAUUGUGGGUGCCGAGUGUCGAUAGAAACUUUAGUUUAUUGAAUGAAGAAGAAUAUUUGAGGUCUUUUACAAGAGUUUUCGGUCCCAAACCUAAUGGAUACAAAUCGGAGGCUUCGCGUGAAUGUGCUGUUGUUUCUAUGUGUGCUACAAAUAUUGUUGAGAUUCUCAUGGAAGUGGUAUUGGUCGAUGUCUCGUUAGACCAUUUGCACUCCACCUCCUUAAUUACUUGUCGGAGAAGACCCUCCGGAUGUGUAAUUCAAGACAUGCCAAAUGGAUGUUCAAAGGUCACGUGGGUUGAGAAUAUCGAAGUAGAAGAAGGAGGUGGUCACAGUAUAUACAAGCCUCUAAUUACCGCAGGUCUAGCAUUCGGUGCAAAGCGUUGGAUUGCAAUUCUUGAUGGAUAUUGUCAACGCGUCGCUAGUGCAACCGACAUCCCUCCAAGCUCCAGCAAUUCCAAUUACUUAGCAAACGAGGAAGGUAGGAAAAGCUUGUUGAAGCUAGCGGAAAGAAUGAUAGGUCGGUUUUGCAAUGGAGUAAACGCUUCAAUCAACAACACAUGGACAACCCUAUCCGGAAUCGGAAACGAUAGUGUCAAAGUGAUUACCCGGAAAAACGUGGAUGACCCGACUAUGCCAUUCGGUAUUCAACUCUGUGUUGCAACUUCUUUCUGGCUUCCCAUUCCACCAAAAAGAGUUUUUAACUUCUUGAGGAAUCUUAAACGAAGAAAGGAGUGGGACAUGCUUUCGAGUGGUGCCGAGUUUCGCGAAAUGGCGCACAUUGUGAGCGGAGAUGAAAUAGGCAACCGAGUUGCAUUAUAUCAAGAUAUGAGUUCAAGGGAGGGGAAGAUGAUACUAUUGCAAGAAAGUCGGACUGAUCAAACAGCGUCUUAUGUUGUUUACGCUCCAAUGGACCCGGUUUACGUGAGUGCAACUAUAGGCGGUGGAGAUCCAAAUCAUGUGCCCUUACUUCCGUCGGGAUUCGCCAUUCUUCCUGAUGGGCCCACCGGCGGUCAAGGCAGGGGAACGGCAGCUCAAGUUGACUCCGGAGGAUCUCUUUUGACUGUGGCACAUCAGGUUUCUUCUCCUUCCUUCUCUCUUUUUUUCUUUGUGAUUUUGGUUGAUUCUUCUCCAAAUGCAAAGAUUUCAAUGGGAUCAAUUGCAAUGGCUAACCAAAUUAUUAGUUGCACUGUGGACAACAUAAAGAAGGCAUUGAUUCCAUGA